AUGACACGACAAACAAAUCCGACUGGUCCAGCAGUGUCUGUAGCAGAUGCACCUCGUGAAGCUACUCAAAGUCCAUUCCAACAAACCAAAACCAAUGAAUUCAUUCCUCUACCAAGGUUCAUCGUCGAGGAUCAUCCUGAAGCUUACAAUAAUCGAUAUGCAAUGGAAAGUGAGUCUGAAAAUGAAAAUGAUAAUGAAGAUGAGGAGAAUCAGACUUACACUACCUAUCCAGCUGGAGAGACUUUGUUAAACACAUCACCACAACAAACUAAUAAUACAGUUACUUCGCCUAUUGUCAUUGGGAUACAAAAAAACGGUUACUACGACGACGGAGAUCCAGGUUGGAAUUGUAAGUUUUGUCAAGCAUAUAUGUGGUAUGGUGAAAGAAUUGGAAAACGCCGGCUUAGUGCCAAUCCUGUCUUCACAAUGUGUUGUAAACGUGGUAAAGUUGUACUUCCUCGUCUCGCGAAUCCUCCAAUGGAGUUAAUGACUUUGUUAUGCAAAGGAGACGAGUUAAGCAAACAUUAUCGAGAGUUCAUACGAGCUUACAAUAUGAUGUUCUCUUUCACAUCUCUUGGGGGGAAGAUAGAUCAUUCUAUUAACAAUGGUCGUGGACCAUUUGUUUUCCGAAUGUCCGGUGAGAACUAUCAUCGUAUUGGUGAUAAAGUUCCCGAGCCUGGACAAGCUCCAAAAUUUUCCCAGCUCUAUAUCAUUGACACUUUAAAUGAGAUCAAAAAUAGACUUGACGCUUAUGCCGGGUCUGACAGAGCUGCUGCUAAGAAACUAAGAGAACCACUUGUUCUUCUUCUGAAGAAUAUGUUAGAUCAGUGUAACCCUCAUGUCAAGGCUUUUAGGUCUGCAAGAGACAGAUUCGACGUGGAAGGAUCAACAGGUUAUAGGAUGAGAUUGAUUGAAAGUCGACAAUCUGAUGGACGGACCCAUAAUCUGCCGACUGCAAAUGAAGUGGCUGCUUUGAUACCUGGAGAUUUUGUUUUAAAUUUGGAGACACGAGAUAUUGUUCUAGAGAGUACAAGUGGAAUGUUGCAAAGGAUAAGUGAAUUACAUCCGGCGUAUUUGCCUCUGCAAUAUCCACUAUUGUUUCCAUAUGGAGAGGAUGGCUUUCGAUUAAAUAUUCCUAUUGGUUUUGAAGACAGCACUGCGAGAAAACGCAAGAAUAAUCGAGUAGACCGUUACUUGUGGCUGAAUCAGAAAAAGCUCCGGUCAAGUAGUUACGCUGUAAUCCAGAAAGCAGCUACAAGAGCUGGAGCUAAGAUGGCGGAACAAGGGAGUCAAAUUUUCAUUCCUGCAACUUUCACCGGGGGAAAAAGGUAUAUGAAGCAGCACUACUAUGAUGCCAUGGCUCUGUGCAAAUACCAUGGAUUUCCCGAUAUUUUCAUCACUUUUACGUGCAAUCCAAAAUGGCCUGAAGUUACAAGGUAUCUGAAAAAAUAUAACCUGACCACCGAAGACAGGCCAGAAAUAUUGUGUAGAGUUUUCAAGAUGAAACUCGAUAAUCUUAUCGGCGAGUUGACUAAAAAGAACAGCUCCUUAUUUGGACCUGUUGCUGCAGUAAUGUACACGAUUGAGUUUCAAAAAAGAGGAAUGCCACACGCUCAUAUUCUUGUCUUCAUGGAAAAAGGAUCAAAAUUUCCAACAGCCGAUGAUAUAGAUAAGAUUAUUUCCGCUGAAAUACCAGACAAGACAGUAGAUCCAGACCUGUAUGUGAUCGUUGGGGAUUGUAUGAUGCAUGGUCCUUGCGGUGCAGCAAAGAAAGAUAAUGUAUGUAUGGUUAACGGUAAAUGUUCUAAGAUGCUUCCGAAACCUCUCAACAUCAGGACAUCGAAUGACGCAAAUGGAUUUCCAGCUUACAUGCGUCGGAUUGAUGGUAGGUUCAUUGAGAAAAAUGGAAUCAGAUUAGACAAUCGAUUUGUUGUACCAUACAACAGAGACCUCAUGCUUCGAUAUCGCGCGCAUAUGAAUGUAGAGUGGUACGAGAGAAUGGGUACCACGGAAACGAGGCUUUGCGAUAGGGAGGAUUGCGCAUAUUCAGCCAUCAGAGGACCGACAUCAUACGAGGAUAUAAGAACAGUUGAUGGUGUUUUAUAUCCUACAUACGAAGAUGCUUGCUAUGCGUUGGGAUUGAUGGAUGAUGACAAGGAAUUCAUAGAAGCUAUCAAAGAUGCCAGUGACUGUAGUUCUGGCACCCUCAUGUUGUGUGGGAAGCUACUUGGUACUAUCUUACCGACGAUAUUCUUUACAAGAAGCGGCGAGAAACUGGACGACCUGGUGAGUUUUGUCUAA
Molecule: messenger RNA, 2301 nt
Organism: Brassica napus (rape)
Lineage: Eukaryota; Viridiplantae; Streptophyta; Magnoliopsida; Brassicales; Brassicaceae
Exons: 10
Coding region: 1-2301 (766 amino acids)
Source: RefSeq, a predicted model, not a curated record